This is a messenger RNA of Psammomys obesus (fat sand rat), 3009 nucleotides long. RefSeq lists its product as uncharacterized. Bases 1 to 3009 code for a protein of 1002 amino acids. The record is from RefSeq and is a predicted model, not a curated record. The transcript is spliced from 3 exons. NCBI's taxonomy places the organism in Eukaryota, Metazoa, Chordata, Mammalia, Rodentia, Muridae.
AUGGAGAAUUUUCACCUUCUUCUGAAAAGCAUUAGAAACCACUGGGUGAGCCUCAGCUCCAUAUUCGUGCCAAUAGACAUAACCUUUUUCAUUAUGUGCGGAGUGGGGCUCUUCAUCCUACUGAUCCCAUUCCUGAAGACCUACCCAGAAUCACCACCAGGGAGCAAAAGGAACACCCCAAAGGUGGUGAAGAGGGUAUGGAUCAAGAUCAGGAACAAAAUUGCUUCUGUGAAAGCUCUACCUCUGGCUCACGGACUUCCAAGGUUUCCCCAUGCCAAUCCAUUUCCCCACCAUCUUGUGGCACCAAACUUGCUAGAUGUGACAGAGCGCCAGGGACUAGACAACCAUCCUAGCUCUACACCAAACCAAACACUUUCAUCAUCCCAAAGUAGUACUUGUGGAAUAGAAUAUCCUACCACUAGGACAAGGAUUCAAGCAUCCCUUUCAACUGAAAGCCAGCCCUGGCAGCAGGAUCUGAAUUGGAAAGAAACUACAGGUUCUAAUGUCCAAAAAUGUCAAGCAGCCAUUAGCCAGCCAUCUCACAACUUUUCCCAGAAUAUCCAAUCCACUGAAGCUGCCAGGUCAGCCUCCAUCCUUCCUGAGCAAUUUCAGGUCUUCCAUCACCAGGAGGAGCCACAGAAUGAAGACAGGGCAAUUAAGAUGAGACAACAAAGAGGAUCCCCCUUUAGAUUCCUCCCAUCCAGGGAGAUAAAGAAGCUUCAGGGAGCUUUUCCAGCACACAGACCUCACCAAUCCAAGAACAGGCCUGACCUCUCCCAUCCUGCCAAAUGCUCUAUCCUUGACUCCAAAAGAUGCAAGUUGAGCCCUCAUGGGUCUGUGCCCUCUCGGAUGCCCUUAAAGAAGGGCCCAGCAAAAUGUAACAUGCAUGACCCCAUCAAAGUGGGUCUCAGUAUUGGAGCCAAAGACCUGCCUUCCACUUCAAGCAACACCCCUUUGAAGAACCUGGAACCCAGAACCCCUUCACUGAGGACAAAUCAGCUGUCCUAUGUGAACACAGCCCAGAACCUUUUCUUCCUAGACCCAAAAACUCAGAUGAAGCUGGAGUCAAACAUUGCUCACCUUCCCUUGAAACAUUGUAGACCACAGACUCUUGAGUUAACAGGUCUCACCCCACCGGGGGUUCCAGCCUCAUCCCUUCCCCAGCCUGUGUGCCCCUCCUCACCGGCCUGUGCAUCCAAAGCUGAAUACUAUUCCAAGGCUGCCAAGAUCCUGGAAGAAUUGCAUCACCGAGAUCCAGGAGGGAAAGACAUAGAAAUUAUAUCAGCCACCAGGGUGCAGUGCCCUCCAUUUGCACAUUCACAUCCAGAGGUUCAAGAGACCCAAAGAGCUCCUCUACCUGCUGCCAGCCACGGGACUGCAAAGGCCCAUCCAGAUGUAAAACAGAGAUACCUGAGUACUCAGACCCGUGCGUUCUCCUUCCAGGCAAAAACCCAGCAGGGCAGGACUAUUCGAGGGACUGGAAAAGGCAGGCUGCAACCAACUACCAGCCCCAGAAGGGCCAAACAUGCACCAUGGAAGAGGUUUAAAAAUGUGGCCUCAGGGCAUCCCUGCUGGAGUGGGACAAUGGCAGUCCCUCAAGAAAGGAUCCCACCUUCAGUGACCAAACAAACUAGCAGAUUUGUAGUGAAAGGCAAGACACAUCCUGCACAGAAAGUGAGUUUGGGAGCCACUGAGAUUUCUAAUGGCCAAGCCAUCAAUAUCGGUUCCGGACACUUUGAGUCUGCAGAGACCAACAGAAGCCCAUGCCACUUCCAAACACCUACUCUACAGCACUUAGGGGACUCAGCUCUAAACCCUGAAGUGGGUAAUGAGAUUGACUUCAGACCAAGCAAGGAGCCAGAGGCCUGGCUUGUGGUACAUCAUCCAGAUGGCCCCAGUUUGGUGUACCCUGCCACAGUCAACUUGCCUUCACAGAACUUGUUGCCAAACCCAAAGACUUCCCAUGGCCUAGGUGAUGUUUUCAUGAGGAGAGAUCAGAGCAUGGAGACUCAGGAGUUUAGAGUUACAAAAGAUAACGUGGACAAGAUGUUUCUUCCCGAUGAAGAGAGGGAGAGUUUUAUGAGAUCUGGAAACACAUGCCAGGGAGAAAGUCUUGAGAGAGUGAGGCCCCCUACCUCGAGCUCCACCCAGCCAGACCAUACAGCCAUGACUGACAGUCAGUCCUCCCUUGAUAAAGCAGGAAAAGGAAGGCUCCCCGAAAGCCAUAUAAAGGAAAUCACAAAGAAUAUUCUAAAAUAUCUAAGCCUCAGCACAAAAGACAAGGGGCAGGGGGAUUCUCUGAAGAAUGAAAGCCCCCCACCAUCUAGUGUGCAGACACAGGAGGUAGUAACAAAAAAGCAGCUCUUAUACACAAUGGUGGUUGAAGUGCAAUUUCUCAUGAAUGUUGUGGUACAGACCCUGGUGAACUGGCUGGGCAUUAAUGUAAGGGACCCAUCAAAGAUACAAUGGUCUGAUAUAGAACCACUGGCAUCCCAGCUGGGUUGCUCAUCCCACUCUUUUAUGGGUCUCUGUGAUCCAAAGAAUAGCCAGCCAGAGAAACGAAUGAGCAGUGGUCUCCCCAGCCCUGAAGAUCACAAACAUCCAUUCACAUACAGGGGACUCAGAGACAAACAUCAGUCUGGAGUUAAUGCCCAGAAAACCUUUGUUCAUCAUCAGUACAGAGCAAAAAGAAGAACGGGCUUUGACCAACUCCCCACUCCAAAGGGGAACAGCCAUCCGUGCAUGUACAGGGUAACUGGAGACAAGCAGGAGCCAGACACAGCUACCAAAUCAGCCCAUGACCAAGAUCUAUUUAGAAUGAAGAGUGCAAUGGGAUGCUACCCACAUAUGAGUCCCAAGGAGCACAACCACCCAAUCAGGUACAGAGAAAUUGGAGACAAACAGCAGGCAGGUGUCGUCCAUAGAGCCUAUAACCCACAUCAAAGUAGAAAAAGAGGAAUGAGCUGUAGUCACCUUACAAGUCCCAGAGAGAAGCAUCCAGUCAUGUAA